Acanthisitta chloris (rifleman) is the source of this 868-nucleotide messenger RNA. Its product is annotated as 5-hydroxytryptamine receptor 7-like. The transcript has a single exon. The record is from RefSeq and is a predicted model, not a curated record. Gene Ontology annotation, molecular function: G protein-coupled serotonin receptor activity; neurotransmitter receptor activity. Bases 68 to 763 code for a protein of 231 amino acids. NCBI's taxonomy places the organism in Eukaryota, Metazoa, Chordata, Aves, Passeriformes, Acanthisittidae. Gene Ontology annotation, cellular component: membrane; dendrite. Gene Ontology annotation, biological process: G protein-coupled receptor signaling pathway, coupled to cyclic nucleotide second messenger; vasoconstriction; circadian rhythm.
UUAUCGUUCCAGGUACCUGGGAAUAACAAGACCUCUCACGUACCCCGUAAGGCAGAAUGGGAAGUGUAUGGCCAAAAUGAUCCUGUGUGUAUGGCUUCUGUCUGCCUCGAUCACCAUUCCCCCGCUCUUCGGCUGGGCCCAAAAUGUAAACGACGAAAAGGUUUGUCUGAUCAGUCAAGACUUCGGCUACACCAUUUACUCCACAGCAGUUGCAUUUUAUAUUCCAAUGUCAGUGAUGCUUUUCAUGUACUAUCAGAUUUACAAAGCUGCCAAGAAGAGUGCUGCUAAACACAAGUUUACUGGUUUUCCCCGGCUGGAAGAAACUGAUGGAAUUUCUAUGAAUGGAGUUGUAAAGUUCCACAAGGAAUCUGAGGAAUGCACUAAUUUUUCACGACUCCUAAAGCAUGACAAGAAAAACAUUUCCAUCUUUAAAAGAGAACAGAAAGCUGCCACUACUCUUGGGAUUAUCGUGGGGGCUUUCACCAUCUGCUGGCUGCCCUUCUUUCUGCUCUCGACCGCAAGGCCCUUCAUCUGCGGUACAGCUUGCAGCUGUAUCCCACUCUGGGUGGAGAGAACAUUUCUAUGGUUGGGUUAUGCAAACUCUCUCAUUAACCCUUUUAUAUAUGCCUUCUUCAACCGGGACCUACGGACAACUUAUCGCAACCUCCUGCAAUGCAGAUAUAGGAAUAUCAACCGGAAACUGUCAGCUGCAGGGAUGCAUGAGGCUCUGAAGCUUGCAGAAAAGCCAGAAUUUGUUCUGUAAGGUCACUCAUCCUUUGCUAUGAUAGUCUAUUGGUUUAUUAUGUUAGCCUUUUUCCCCACAGAUUUGAAAGAAGAGUUAUGGGAAGAACCAGGCUUCUUGAGCACU